Entrophospora sp. SA101 is the source of this 1575-nucleotide messenger RNA. The record is from the annotation of a GenBank genome assembly. Lineage: Eukaryota; Fungi; Glomeromycota; Glomeromycetes; Entrophosporales; Entrophosporaceae.
AUGGCAAAUUCAUCUAAUAUAAUUGGUCUUAGAAUUGGUCAAAGUUAUUCUAGUAUCGCUAUUAUUAACAAGGAUGGUAGAGCUGAUUGUAUCGCAAAUGAAGAUGGUGAACGUCAAAUACCUACAAUGGUGGCAUUUUCUGGUGAAGAAGAGUUCACAGGAACACAAUCUAAAGUACAACUACUAAAUAAUUCAAAAAACACAAUUACUCAAUUCAGAAAUUUCAUUGGUAGAAGUUAUACUGAAUGUAAAUUAAUGACAUCAAAUUCCACUCCUACUACCAUUACAGCCACUCCAUUAAUCAAUAAAGAUGAUAAACCAGCUUAUUCAGUUGAAUUCAAAGACCAAGAAACCAUUUUUACAGUUGAAGAUAUUUUUAUAAAGUAUAUAAAAAGUCUUAAAGAAAGUGCUGAAAAUUUUUUAGGUUUUCCAGUUGAAGGAUCAGUUCUAGCUGUUCCAACUUAUUUCACUGAAAAACAACGUGAAGCUUUAAAAACUGUAACUGAAAAUGCUGGACUACAAGUUUUACAAAUAAUCAAUGAACCAACUGCUGCAGUAUUGGCCUAUCAUCAACAUCAACAAAAUCUUUUUGCUAAUAGUAGUAGUACUGCAUUGCUUAAUAACAACAAUAACGCCACCUCCACAACUACCUCAACCACUACAAGUUGUUCUUUAUCACCAUUAAAUAUUAAUUAUAGUAAUAUUUUAGUUGUUGAUUUAGGAUCUGAUAGUUUGGAUGUGACAAUUUUAUUAGUUCGUUCAGGAAUAUACACAAUACUAGCAACAAUUCAUGAUCCAAAUCUUGGUGGCUCAGCAUUUGAUGAUCUACUUAUCAAUCAUUUUAAAAAUGAAUUCAAACGUAAAACAAAAAUUGACAUAACAAACAACAAACGUGCUUUAAUGAAAUUAAAAAAUUCUGUUGAAUUUACUAAAAAAACAUUGUCCAGUAGUACUGUAGCUCCUUGUUCUGUGGAAUCAUUGGCCGAAGGAAUGGAUUUUCAUGGAAAUAUCAAUAGAACAAGAUUUGAAAUUAUGGCAAAUAAAAUUUUUAAUAAAAUUUUUGAAAUUGUUGUCAAUAUUUUAGAAAACAAUCAAUUAAAACCUCAAUAUGUUGAUGAGGUGAUUCUCGUAGGUGGUGCAUCUAGAAUUCCUAAAAUACAAAUUAAACUUCAAGAAGUUUUUCAAAAUUCCAAUAAAACAAUAAUUCGUCAAGAUUUAGAACCAGAUGAAAUAGUAGCAUAUGGUUGUGUAUACCAAGCCUUGUUUAUUGCUAAUCUUAACAACAUUCAAACCAUUAAAGGUUUUCUUGAGUCAACAACAUCAACAACUCUGUUAUCCACACCACACUUAUCAAAAACAAUUGGUACAGUCAUUGCUGCUACCAAUGAUAAUAAUGAUGGAUUUGUAACAUUGAUUCCAGACAAUGCACCUUUACCUAUUCGUCGUAUUUUUCAAUUUACAAACUCAAAAGAAAAUCAAAAGGCAGUUUAUGUCCCAAUUUGGGAAGGUGCUUACAAACUAAUUUCAGAUACAAAUCCUAUUAAAAAUACAUUGUUGUGCCAGAAACAUUAUUAG